AUGGCCGACAAGGUAAACCAAUCGCCUCAGAAUUCUCGCUCGAUUCGCACCGAUUUUGGUGUUUGUUUCCAUGUCCGUGUGUAUGGCCCGGGGGUUUUAACGGGGUUCAUCGCCGCUCGUCGUGGCGCAGAAGGUGGUGUUGAAGCUGGACCUGCACGACAACAAGGACAAGCAGAAGGUAUCGGCUCCAUCUCCGUGGACAUGAAGGAUUCCAAGCUGACGGUGAUCGGGCUGGUCGACCCCGUCGACGUCGUGGGCAAGCUGCGCAAGGUCGGCUCCGCCGCCAUCGUCUCCGUCGGGCCAGCCAAGGAGGAGAAGAAGGACGACAAGAAGGGCGACAAGAAGGAGGACGACAAGAAGCAGGAGCAGGUCGUGUGGUACGGCCCGCCGCACCCGUGGUACGCCGCCGCGCAGCAGUCCCACUACCCCCACCCGUACCCGCCCCAGUACGUCGUCCACAGCGCCGAGGAGGACCCCAACUCCUGCGUCAUCUGCUGA
Miscanthus lutarioriparius is the source of this 498-nucleotide messenger RNA. The record is from the annotation of a GenBank genome assembly. NCBI's taxonomy places the organism in Eukaryota, Viridiplantae, Streptophyta, Magnoliopsida, Poales, Poaceae.